UCGCAUCAUUAUCAAAACUCCCUGGUAGGGCUUCGAAUCUCCCGACUCGUCUUCUUUCUUCUAUCCUCCAGAUUUCGUAACAGUUCCAUCUGAAUUUCAGACGCUUCGAAUUGAAUUGAACGAACCAUAUCAACCUCUCUAUGGAUGCAAAAGCUUUAGCAAAAUCGAAAAGAGCUCACUCUCAACACCACAGUAAGAAGUCUCAUCCAAAUCAGAAAAAGAAAGCCCCCUCCAAUGGCACAAACGAAGCUGCAACUCCCAAAAUGCCGCUUCGAAAGCAACCCAAAGAUCGAGUUCUCCUCUCCCAGCCUGCACCUGAAUUGCCCUCUAACUGGGAUCGUUACGGUGAAGAAAUUUCCGAAGCGUCCACUCAGGCUACGGCGCCAGUCCCCGAUGCCAUUUUGCCGAAGAGUAAAGGGGCCGACUACCGCCACCUGAUUGCCGAGGCUCGAUCGCAGAUGCAGUCAUGUACAUAUAUGGAUGUAUUCCCGUCUUUGGAUGAUUUUCUGCCGAGAGACUUAAUUAGUGGAGGAUCUGCUAUGCUUACGGUGAUGGGGGAAGGCAUGUUAUCCUGGACUGAGGAUGACAGUUUCAUCGUGGAUGAAAAAGCCACUGUUAAUCCUGAGGCAUCGUUUCUCUCGUUGAAUUUGCACACACUAGCUGACCAACUUCAAAAGUUAGAUGUGGCGGAGAGGCUCUUUAUCGAGGAAGAUAUAUUACCUUCAGAACUGCGUGCAGAUGGAAAGGCAGUCUGUGAUCAGCAGCCAUCCCAGAUGCAAAAAUCUGAUUAUCAAGAGCUAAUAAGAGAUAUCGAAAUAUCGUCUGACACAGAGUUCUAUGAGAAAGAAAACAUUGGACAUGGUGUUCGAGAUGCAACCAUGGCCUCGUCAUCUGGCUACUCUGGAAGUGUCCUUCAAAAUACAACCUUCACCUCAUCACCAACUUCAUCAAGUCAGGCUCCAAAGUACACAGAACAACCUAACACAAACGCCAACAAGAAGACUGCUAUGUUCGAAGCAACAACUGCAGAAGCAGAAUUGGAUAUGCUUCUAGGCUCAUUUAGUGAGACCAUAGUCCUCGACGGCUCUGCUGCUGCAAGUUGCUCGUCCCGCAUAGAUGAUAUUUUUAAAGCCUCGCCUCACCCUCCAAGCAAAGUUCCAUAUUCAGCAAAGAAGGCACCCAUUGCUGCAGAACUUGAUGAAGCCUUAGAUGACUUGUUCCAAGAUACAUCCUAUCUAACAUCUCAUAAAGAAAAGUCUGUCCCCAUUACCCAAUCUCUUUCACCCAAUUCUGGAACCAACUCCACUGCCAAGGAUGAUUUUGAUUCUUGGCUUGAUUCAAUUUGAGUUCUGUAAGUAAAAGAUUUUCUCACCCAUGUAACCUAAUUUAAUUUAUUGUGUAAAAAGUUAGUUUGUGCAUGGUUACCCUUUUCAAAAUAUGAGAAUGAGAAUAUUACAUCAUUGAGAUUUCAA
Momordica charantia (bitter melon) is the source of this 1472-nucleotide messenger RNA. Its product is annotated as phosphorelay protein. NCBI's taxonomy places the organism in Eukaryota, Viridiplantae, Streptophyta, Magnoliopsida, Cucurbitales, Cucurbitaceae. The record is from RefSeq and is a predicted model, not a curated record.